AUGCUGUUAUUCAAUUGGCUCUUCAAGUCAUCCAAAGAGACUUCUGCUCCUAAAGCCCAUAAGCCGAUCUGGGAUCCGCAAACCCUGACCAUGCAGCAACCAGCUUCUCCCCAAGUCCCUACUGACCGCGCUGGGAUGGAACAAUCGAACGUACACGAAAAUACGGAAGUUAGUUUACGAGGCGGCGGUGGCGGUAGUGUCUGCUGUGGAGUGUAUGAUCUCCCCUGA
Aspergillus alliaceus is the source of this 228-nucleotide messenger RNA. RefSeq lists its product as uncharacterized. The transcript has 2 exons. Lineage: Eukaryota; Fungi; Ascomycota; Eurotiomycetes; Eurotiales; Aspergillaceae. The coding region runs from base 1 to 228 and encodes 75 amino acids. The record is from RefSeq and is a predicted model, not a curated record.